Symbiodinium pilosum is the source of this 660-nucleotide messenger RNA. NCBI's taxonomy places the organism in Eukaryota, Dinophyceae, Suessiales, Symbiodiniaceae. The record is from the annotation of a GenBank genome assembly.
GAAGUGACUUUUCAAGUAUUCCAUGAUAUUCUGGAGUUAGGCCCACCUGGCAGGCUCCAGAGCUUGCUGAAAGCGGUGGCCGUGGCGAUCGCAACGCAGCGGCGGCAGAAGAUUUGCGAGUGUUGUGCCUUGACAGAAGAUCGCCUUUCCUGGCUCGCUCGCAGACAGCGGAUGGAUGUGUUCGAGGAGUCCGUAGAUCUUCUCGGCCGGCUUCUGAAGGAGGCAGCGGAGCCGAAAUCCCUGGACAGCCCCUGUGCGGGUGGCCGGUUCGGCUCGACCAUCAUCCGUUGCUUUUGCAACCAGACUAUCCACCAGCUGGCUGAAGAUCUCAGUGGAAGCGACUUACCCUUUGAGUUCCACAAGCUCACGACAGGCUUAAGUUCGCAGCAACGAACCAAGGUGCUCAGGGCCUACAUGACCUUCAGAGGCGACCGGGCCGCCAUGUGCGUUCUGCGACGGGGCAGAGAGGGCUUGCUGGAACGCGGCAACCCUCUGGGUAGGCCUCAUAUCCUCGCGCUUGUGUCCCGGUUCGUGACGCGCCACCAUGUGCUGCUUGCAGACGGAUCCAUCGAUGUCGGCAUUGAGUCUCUUCACCGCUGCACAGACAGCGUGGUCUUGCAGCAGCUGCCGGUGCUCCGCGAGUCUGCAACUAGCAUGUGA